This is a messenger RNA of Amoebophrya sp. A25, 3255 nucleotides long. NCBI's taxonomy places the organism in Eukaryota, Dinophyceae, Syndiniales, Amoebophryaceae. The record is from the annotation of a GenBank genome assembly.
UAGGAUGGUGUGCUCUGAAUUGCUCGUACUUGUACUAGCAGGAUAGAUCACAGCACGACCCCUUGCGGGGGACAUCAACAUCACCUACCACGACAACUACACACUUUUCUUCUAAACAACUUCAACUUCUUCUAAUAAUCAUCAUCAUUCAUCAACACACAAAAGAAAUAAAAAUAUCAACAAAAUGUCUGGGUUUAUAGACGACCUCUCUGCUGAGCAAAGUGCAGCAUUAGCAGGGCUGGAGAAGGAGCUUGGGACUUCCGAGUGGGCGCAGACGUCGCUGUGGCAGUGCAACCUCGGAGAAAAGUCAGAUGCGAGGGACAUUAUUCUUUUUUAUGGACAAGAUCGAUACGUGUUUACCAGUUAGUACCGUAGCUUCUUCCCUUACCCUUUCUCACUCUGAAAUAGAGUCUGAAGAUCUUGUCACCCAAAAAACCUUCUGGUACUCACACCGAAGUAGGGGAACUGCUCUCAGUCACCCAAAAUCAAAAAGCAUCGUACUUUCCCAAGGGAACCACAAUCUCCUCUAAUCUUCAAAAUUCCUACGCGCAGAAGAGUUUGAUAUUGCCAAAGCAUGGACCAGAUUCAACGCGACCAUGCAAUGGAGAAGAGACGGGGAUGUGGACUCCUUAGCAGAUGCAACACUGCCAGCACAGUUUCAAGGACAUGAUAUAUUUCUUAUGGUUUGGCGAGCUUAAUGCUUAUUUUGCCCCUUCAUGAACUUGACGUACCAGAACAAGCGUCUUACUUAAGCUUAUAACACACGAUUCCAUCAUUCCGCUUCUAAUCUGAACGGCCACGACGUGCAGCAGAAAAGACCAGUUUUGACCUCGCAUUUCGGGAAUAUGGACCUGGACAAAGUCUUUUCGGAUACGGAUGUGUUCGUCAAAUACCGCAUCCACAUCAUGGAGAGGGCUAUAAGGAGGUUGUUGCCGUUUGGACGGGAUAAACCCGAGACUUUGUAUCAGGUAUAUUCGAUUAUAGUCUUGAAAAUUUGAGGCAAUCUGAAGCUUGUAGUUUUUCAGCUCUUGGUACUGGCGCAAGAGAGAAGAUUGAUUUCACCUUGUUUCUGUUUCCUUUUGUCAACCUUGUUCUCGUAGUUCUCACGCCCCCACACGCCCCCACACGCGACCAGGUCCACGACUACAAGGACUGCCCAGUCGUUUUCAAGGACAAAGCCGUUGAUCGGGGUGUAAAAGCUAUUAGUAAGGUCUUAGGCGACCACUAUCCGGAGUUCAAAGGGCGAACUUGUUUCGUCAAUUUUCCUGGUAUAGUCGCGCUUGCGUGGAAAGCAGCGGCAUUGCUAAUUGUUUCCGAGAAAACAGCAAACAAGAUGGACUUUCUCGGUUAUCAGGAUCUCUUGCCCUUACUGGCAGAUGUACCACCGUCACAGCUUAGCGAUCGCUUGAUCGGAUUGGCAGAUGUGGAGAAAGGUAAGAAGGCUUGUGAAGAUAUUAUGGUUUUGAGCAGUAUGUGUAUCUAGUGGGCUUGUGAAGAUAUUAUGGUAUCCUUGAGCAGCAGUGUAACUGUAAGAAGGCUUGUGAAGAUAUUAUCCUUAAGGCAGUCUGCACUGAACUUUGUGCGGGAUUAAUUGUAUUGUAGUAGGGUCAUUGUCAAUCAUUGUCACAACUGGAAAAGAAGAGGUCCCAACCAAGAUGUACAUUUCUUUACAAGAACUUGAACUCCGAGUUACUUUGAAUUCUACGUCAUCAUCAUCAUGAUCAGGUACAUUCUCAACAGGGGGAAUAUAUGGUGAGAAAAUUCAUUUAUGGAUUUGCAAUUGUGUCGAUUUCCCUCAUUUACCUUCGUUUUUUGAUUAUUUGGCAUCAAUAACUCCACCGUGUAAUAAUUAGUACACCCCGGAGUUCUGAGUGGUCAUUUUUCUAGUUUCAGCUCCCAGAGAACUGCAGCAAAGGCAAAAAUUAUGGCAAUUGGUAGAUAUGCGCCCUCAACUCAUGAUGAUCAGGUACAUUCUCAACAGAGGGAAGCAACAUUCAGGAGGGCGUACUAACCUUGGAAUCACGGAGUGGUGAAAUACCAUUUACACUAGGCCCACAGCAGAGUAUCUACGUCAGACUUCGAGAGGGCGCCGAGAAGGAAAGCGUGUUGCUUCAGUUAAGACUGGCGAUACCACUAGAACCAUUCCACCAGUAGUUCCAGGUUAUGUUAUUUCCACGACCUAUUGUCAACAUUGCGUGAUGAUGAAUCAUGAUGUGCUGUGACAGUUGUUUAGUAUCCAAAUGUCCAACUUGUUGGAGCCGACGCAGAUCUUGUGCGAGUAAUGAAUGAGUGAAUGAACAUAGUCGACUGUCUACAAGACGUCACCUCUAACCCCAAGCGCAUCCGCAAAUGGGGAAACAUUGCCGCUUCGUUCCAUAGUAGAAGGCGCGCAGCAGGACGAAAUGCUCCAAAUGGCCGUACCCCUGACACUAAGGUACACAUCAACCGCGAGUAGUGAAAUACCAUUUGUCCUGAACCUCUGGGAUAACUCGACGUUUGGCCUCAGUGCAAAAACAAUUGUCUACGCGGCGGAGAUAAAAUGACGCCUGAAGAAGUUGGUAGGACCACUAGUCAGGACCAUUGGAGGUCCGUGCGCAAUUUUCCAGACCUGAGUUCUUAUGCGCAUCAAGUCAAAAGUUCUUCAGCAGGUAGUAUACUUGUACCGUUCUCUUCGACAUCGACGCCGACUCUUCAUGUUUACCAAUAGACACAGACAUCUUCAGGCUCAGCAUUUCAAGUUUAACGAUAAAGAUCAUCGAUAAUCCUUAAGGUGUAACCAAGUGCAGCAUUCUGCAUCAGGAAUAGGUGUCAACCGGCUCUUUAGGCGGCGAUGCCAGGUCUCUUUCCUUUUUUAAAGCCUUAUCUCUCUGUAGGUACAAAUCGCUGGAGUAGUAGUUGUUUUCGAGUUACGUAACUUGGAAAGGAGGUUAUCUUUCGCUAGACGAUUUCUUUUCGUGAUGUAUCUAAACCUAUAGUAUUUAUACAGGGAUUGGCACUUCUGCUGACAGCUGAAGUUGCAAGACUCUACUUAAUCGAUGAAGAGAACGAUGUCAACGAGUUGUUUUGCAAGUAUGGAAAGACCGAGAUACGUGCACACUUUAUUCAUCACACUGAUACAGCAACAGACAUCUAUUCUAUCUGAGAGUUCCUAUGCACCGCUGACGAAAGCGAGUAUACUUGUGAAUUUCUAUGAUGGGUUGCGACAAAUCCAAGACCAUAGUGCUUGGACGGGAGAAGCGAUUCUAGGAAAAGUAU